Molecule: messenger RNA, 923 nt
Organism: Pecten maximus
Lineage: Eukaryota; Metazoa; Mollusca; Bivalvia; Pectinida; Pectinidae
Product: signal-regulatory protein beta-1-like
Exons: 2
Coding region: 4-702 (232 amino acids)
Source: RefSeq, a predicted model, not a curated record
UAAAUGUUGUCUGUCAAUGUUGAUAACGUUUUAGCUGCGCCCAGUACCCCUACAAUUUCUAGUCCGACUGUCAAUACGAUUAAAGAGGGCCCUGUGAACUUCACCUGUGAAACUGUUGGUGGAAGCCCUACCCCAACUGUCAAGUGGUACAAGAACAAUGUACUUGUGGACCAAACAUACUUUACGGAUUCCUCGUCAGGUGUCUCUGUCAGUAAAAAUGUUUACAGCACAAAUAUUCAAUUCAGUGACAAAAAUACUGCGUUCAGAUGUGAAGUGGAGAAUUCAGCCACUACGACACCAUUGACUGUAUCGAAGACGUUCACCGACAUCUAUGUCCCUCCUUCCGAUACCGUGCUUCAGGGAAGCUCCUCUGGAACAGCGAAUGUCAGUCAGUCAUGGACUUGUUUUACAAAUCGGUCGUAUCCAGUUCCCUCCUUCUCAUGGAAGUUAGAUUCCAACUCUAUUUUAUCUGGUAUUUCCACGGCCAUAUCUCAGAACACUGAUACAACUUAUUUUACAAUGAGUAUACUGACAUACACACCAGUAUCGGCAGACAACGGCAAAGUCCUCAUGUGCGAGAUUGAACAUUCGCAAACACUUUCCUCUUCUAUUCAGGAAACAUUAACGCUUCAAAUCGCGGGUAAGAAAAAUCACUUCUUUAAAUCAAGCAAGCCAAUUAUCAAAUUCAUUGAGAAUAUAUAGAUUUUAAAUAAAUUUGACACCCAGUUUGUUUUCAAUUUAAAACUAAAGAAAAUUCCUUAAAGUCAUAGAAUCUACAAUAUUCACAUGAAAAAUAUAUAGACAAGAGAAAUAUAUAUGACCUUAAAAAUACCUUUCAUUGUUUUCCCUCUGAUAAUUCUAAUGGAAAAGAUAAUGAUAAUUGCCAUCCAUCUACUCAAUAUCAUAUAUAGUUACCAACCAAU